AUGUCCGACCAAACGAAUCUAAAUCCACGUCCUAGGCUAAUCUCAUACAAUUUCGACCCCGAGUAUGACCGUGAUGACGGCCCAGAUGCGAAUGACCUUCGGGAGCUUAACAGGGCUGUUUGCGCCGGUGAUUUGGAGAGGGUAAAACGAGCCAUAAAGCCCGAAACCGACCUCACGGUGCAGUUCGGGAGUUCUUAUCUCGCAGAUUCACUUCUGUCCGACGCUAUACUGCAUUCGCACAUGCACAUCGUAGGAUUCCUGCUUGCGCUUGGUGCCGACCCUGCAACACCAUCGUGUACUAGUCAGCGACAGGCGCUCCACGAUGCAGCGGAACUGGGAAACGUCGAAGCCGUUCGUCUUUUCCUAGAUCUCGGGGCUGAUGUGAAUUCGGUUUGUGAAACCGAUGGCUUCAGUGGAGGUCACACGACGGCCUUGUGGCUUGCGAUACAUAGAGGAGGUGAAAUGGGAAGCCGACAUUGGCCCCCGGGUGCUGAUCCCCAGCGACUUUAUACCAAAAAAUGGGUUGAGACGAUUGAGCUCUUGCUUGCCCGUGGUGCUCACUUCCCGCCGCGUCCACCAAGCGACCCCUACUUUAAUCCUUCUUUUUUCGAUCCGCCAAUUCCCAGUGAUGAAGCGACUCUACUACGAAAGGCCCUACGCCCGAGAUCCAGGGCACUUUGUAUGUCGUACCUAAACGAACUCAAAGCUUCCAACUCCAUUCCGCCCAACGCCCUCGUCAUCGCCGCACAGAGCUUUUUUGUUCAAGGCGUCCAAGAUCUCAUCCAAGAAUUCGGUUAUCGAGAUGAAAGCUGCAGUGCCCUGAAAGCCACCUCAUGGUUUCCCACUGACGACAAAGAUGUCGAGGACAUCAAGAUCCUUGUCAACAUCGCUCGCCUGCUGCUCAACUCCCGAGAUGACUGCAAUCUAGAGGACAUCCAUCUUGUAGACACCCUUUGCGAAUUCUCAAGAGUUGCGAAUCUAGAGCUCAUGGCUUUAGUUCUCGACCAUGGUGUAGACGCUAAUGCGUGCAUCAAUGGGCUAGACAAAGAGACCCUGCAGCACUAA
Scedosporium apiospermum is the source of this 1065-nucleotide messenger RNA. RefSeq lists its product as uncharacterized. The record is from RefSeq and is a predicted model, not a curated record. Gene Ontology annotation, molecular function: RNA binding; RNA nuclease activity; protein binding. The transcript is spliced from 3 exons. NCBI's taxonomy places the organism in Eukaryota, Fungi, Ascomycota, Sordariomycetes, Microascales, Microascaceae. Bases 1 to 1065 code for a protein of 354 amino acids. Gene Ontology annotation, biological process: RNA processing.